Porites evermanni is the source of this 982-nucleotide messenger RNA. The record is from the annotation of a GenBank genome assembly. NCBI's taxonomy places the organism in Eukaryota, Metazoa, Cnidaria, Anthozoa, Scleractinia, Poritidae.
AUGACCGAGUCCGACUGGACCGAGUGUCUCACGCCAGAGUUUCGAUUUGGAAAAAGAGACAUUCUGAUGUGAGAGCUGUUUUCCAUAUAAAGUUUAUUUACUCUGUAUUAAAGAUAUAUGAUUUGCCUUACCUAAAUACGUACAAAUAAAUUUAUAACUUACGAGUUCGCUCGCUCAGCCUCCACAGCUGUUGUCAUUCUUCGAAGUCAAAGCAAUUCAUUAGUCGAAUUUCAAUCAACAUCGCUUGUUGGGAGAAAAAAGGAAGGGUACCUGGAUUUACGAGGAUAAGCAAGUGAAAAGGACUUCAAAAAUCGCUUAAAACAGUGGAUUUAUACCUGCCGAAGCUUGUGGAUUGCAGGACGACGUGAUUCUACUCUGUUUGGCGUCGUCGACGACACCACGACGACGGAAUUUACUGGUCGCACUUGCGCAGUACACUGUAACUCACUUACGGUCGUCGUCGUGGUUCUUAAGUUCCCUAUUUCUCCCCCACGGACGUCUGCUAAACACAGCCGACAUUUACGUUCACCAAUCACAGGCCGUUUACGGAUUUUUGUAAAACGUAACCCGAGCCGCUUGUUCAGAUUCGCACGAUCAGUGAGGCUUUUGAUCGGGUGUGCGAGAAAUUUGUAAUAAAUACAGAGUUAAACAAGUAUCAGAGACAAGCUAUCCUGCAAAUUUUAUGAAGACCGAUGAGUUCAUAAAUUUGCCGACGGGAUUUGGUAAAUCCCUUAUCUAUCAAGCUUUGCCGCUUGUUUGCGACACAGUGCGUGGAACUACUGGACAUAUUGUUGUUGUUGUUUCCUCCCUGGUAAAUCUUAUGAAAGAUCAAUUUACAAAGCUGGAAAAUAUUGGUAUUCCUGCUGUAACGCUCAGUGAUAUUAGCGAAGAGAAUAUGAGGGUUGUCGAGAGAGGGGCUUUCUCUGUUGUUUACGGAAGCCCAGAAGCUUGGUUGAAGAUCGAUCGGUGGAGGAAAUGUUAG